AUGAGACAAGAUCUCAAUGGAAACUCCCCAAAAAAGCUAUCAAGCAAGACAAAGAAGGCAACUUUUCGACUAUUUCUAACUGGUUUGUUGGUCAUCAGUAUCUUCGUGUUGGGGCUAGGGUUCAUUGUUGUGGCCCGUCAUGGGGAGAAUGAAAUAAAGAACGCGGAUUCGAACGCAAACUUUAUGGAAAAUGCUGCACUUCAAGUACACGGAUCAUCGGAAGCUAAGGGGAAUUUGUUUCACUUUAUCGUCAGCUCAGAUUGUACGUCAUACCAACGAUGGGAAACCUUAACCUUGCUUCAUUCCGCUGAAAGGGUAUCACAAUGUGGGAAAUUCACGUGGAUAGUUUCUGGUUGUUUGCCAGAAGGGUCUCAUGAAUUGGGAAAGGGCAAGGGUGGUGCUUACAGCGAUAUCUUGACUCCCAGUUUUAUAGAAGAAGCCCUGGACCGACAUUUUCCAAAUCGGAAACUUGACAAUCAAGAAAAAUCAUCUUAUUGUCGAGUUCAACCACAAGUACAUUUUACUCCCGAUUAUUCGGAUAUGAGUGUCUAUGGAGGACCUUAUGCAGAUGGAAAAAAACAAAGGUUGUUCAUCAAUCGUCAAGGGAAGGAACAGCAUGGCAACUUCGGCAACAAAUACAAAUUCAACAACAAGCCCCGUGGCUUGCUUCAUUGGAUACAUGAAUAUCUUAAUUCAACGUCCUCCAAUUCCUAUCAGAACGAUGUCAACGAGGCGAUUGUACUAAUUGAUCCAGACUUUCUAUUUAUGGCACCUUUCCAGCUACCCCAAGGGACUCUUGUCUCGCAAGGGAAGCCAGCAGGAGCCAGAUAUGGAUUGGGAGGUCAAUGGCUGGACUUCAACCGGACACAAAUUUGCGGGGCAGAAUCCCUUUGCACGAAGGCGACAUCGAAAGAUGUCACCAACUACUUCACAACAGGUCCACCUUAUGUUGUCCACAUUCAAGAUGUCCUGCCAUUGGCUUCAAAAUGGGCAGCGUUGGUUCCACCAACAUUUGACCAAUAUCCACUCUUGUACGCCGAGAUGUAUGCGUAUAGCAUGGCAGCAGCUCAUCUCGACUUGAAGCACAACCUUGUACGAGAUUUGUUUACAGGUUGUAUGGUAGAUUGGCCCAGAAACAAGAAUGACGAAGAAAAGCAGCUUGUUUACAAAUCCGCAAAGAGCUAUGUGGAGUGGUUUGCUGCGUCAGAAACGAAUAAGGCACUGAGAUCGGAAACACACCAAUGCUUGGACCCAGCAAUCAAGCCGCCCCCAUUUCUCCACUAUUGCAGAAAAUACGCUUUUCCAGUACCAUUCCCAGACACAAUACCGGGUCGGUCUCACACAGACAUAAAGGCUCCUUUUCACUUUUUUGCAAAGCGAAGAGUCGAACACACUGUACUAGAGUGUGCAAAGGGAAGUGAUGAAGACGUUUUCGUCCCAUUUAUCAAUGAAGAAAACGGCAAGUCCGAUGGAGACAUGAGUUGGAAUGCGAUCGCUGUAUGUUCGCUGACACAAGCAAUCAAUAUUGCUAGACGGAGCGGGUGUUCGGCGUAG
This is a messenger RNA of Cylindrotheca closterium, 1554 nucleotides long. NCBI's taxonomy places the organism in Eukaryota, Bacillariophyta, Bacillariophyceae, Bacillariales, Bacillariaceae. The record is from the annotation of a GenBank genome assembly.